Messenger RNA from Archocentrus centrarchus (flier cichlid), 4752 nucleotides. RefSeq names its product calpastatin (gene cast). The record is from RefSeq and is a predicted model, not a curated record. Gene Ontology annotation, molecular function: calcium-dependent cysteine-type endopeptidase inhibitor activity. Gene Ontology annotation, cellular component: cytoplasm. Lineage: Eukaryota; Metazoa; Chordata; Actinopteri; Cichliformes; Cichlidae.
AAGUUAGUGCUGGAUUGUUUUUUGGUGAUGCGGAAGAGAAAAUUCGCUGGAAAAGUAAGUGUGAAAUUUUUGGGGGGGUAAUUUCGUUGAGUCACAAAUUACAGUCCAGACAAAGACGAAUGAUGAUAAUCUGAAGUCUGCUGGGAGUGGCACUCUGUUUGGCAAGCACUGAGAAAAGAUAUCUAGCAGCGAGGACAGGAGAGAGUGGCAUUGUAGCAGAGUGUAAGCUUCAUUUCGGACCUUAGUUUUCGCCUCCUGGUCCCUCAUGGCGUAUGCAGCAUACUGGAGCAGUAUUCAUGGAAAAACAGACACUUGCCCAGUUGACGUCCAGCAUAGUACAAAGUCUUCAGCCUUGUAUCCCAAUGCAGGGUCCAACUAUAGCAAGUCGCAGUCCAGCCAGACACCACCCAACCCGGCAGCUCAGGUCUCUACUGUGAAGCCUGCACAGCCAGAGUCGGCAUCAUCGGCAUCCCAGAUGGCUACAAAGCCUGGAGUGGUUACCACGACAGCAGGAGGAAGCACUACGGUUGGUGCAGCGGGGAAAGGGACACCUAAAGGAAAACCAGAGACUGCACCUAGCUCCCAAGACAAAGUCACACCUACGGUUCCUCCCGCCACUGGCACCACAGCAGCCGCUUCUGUGACCACACCUAAAGAGUCACCUAAGGACACGGCUAAGAGCACCGCUGCUUCCACAGCAGUCAGAGCUGACGCUCCUAAAGUUGAUCCUGCUAAAACAUCAAAGCCGGCUGCAGUGGGCGCGGCUGCAGCCGGAAAGGUGUCUGUGGAAGGAAAGAAGGAUGAAGUGAAACCAACACAAACAAAGGUCCAGGCAACGGUUCCCUCCACAGCAGCUAAAGGAGCCAAAGAGGGACCUGCUGUGGAUGCAAUUGAUGAGCUGGCUGGCAUACUACCAUCAACUGAUCCUGUUCGCCCACAGCCUGUAUAUACCGGGCCAGAGGUCAGAGAGCGUGACAUCACCCAUGAGAAGGCUCAGAAGUGUGGAGAAAGGGACGACACGCUGCCUCCAGGCUACAGAUUUGAAAAUAUGGGUCCGGCUCCUGCGGAUGCUAAACCUGCGGCUGUCCCUAAGCCAAUAAGCACAGAGGACGCCCUGGAUUCCCUUUCAGCUGGUUUCACAUCAGCUGGACCUGAUAAGCAGAAGGAGCAUGUUGAGAGUAUCAGCGCCUCUUCUGCUGCGCAUGCUAACUUUGCACCACCUCCUGUAAAGAAAGCUGAAACUCCUGCAGCAGUUCCUAUGGCGGCUCCUCCAGCUGAUAAAAAAGCUAAGGUGGAGAAAGUCUCAGAUGAUUUCUCACUGGAUGCUGGACUCCCUGCUUCCUCCACGAAAGCAGGUUCUCCUGUGGCUGCUCCUCCUGCUGAUAACAAAGCAAAGAUGGAUAAAACCACUCCCGAUGUUUCUCACAAGGCUGGACUGGAAACCAAAGCAGGCGCCAAGCCCAAGACUGAAGCGGGUGACUCUAUGUCUCUGGAUGCUCUCAGUGCUCUAGGCGACACAUUGCCAGCAGAUGUACCAAAACCUGAAUCCCCCAAACUCAAACCCAAGGACAUUGUCUCGGAGGGCAAAGUCAAGAAGGAGAAGGUGCGUGUAGGAGAGAGGGACGACACACUUCCUCCAGAAUACAGGUUUAAAGAGGAAGACUCAAAAAAACUGCCUCCUCCAGAACCCGAGCCCAAGAUGGACACUGAUGAUGCGCUGGAUAUUUUGUCUGGGGACUUCAGUACGUCCUCAGCACCUCCUGUCCAGGCUCCUGUUGUCUGUGCCUCAGCUGCUGCUGCACAGAAAUCUCCUGCUCCUCCUGCUGAUAAGAAAGCCAAAGUGGCACAAGCAUCUGAUUUAUCUCUGGAGGCUGGACUCUCAGCUACUACUGCUAAGAAAGUGGAAUCUGCUGCAGUUCCUCCUGUGGCCGGGCCCCCUGCUCCUUCUGCUGAGAAGAAAGCUGAAGUGCACAAACCUGCUGGGAAGGACACCAAACCAAAGAUCAGCCAGGGUGACUCUAUGUCUCUGGAUGCUCUCAGUGCUCUAGGCGACACAUUGCCAGCAGAUGUACCAAAACCUGAAUCCCCCAAACUCAAACCCAAGGACAUUGUCUCGGAGGGCAAAGUCAAGAAGGAGAAGGGUGUGCGUGUCGGAGAGAGGGACGACACACUUCCUCCAGAAUACAGGUUUAAAGACGAAGUCAAAAAACUGCCUCCUCCAGAACCCGAGCCCAAGAUGGACACUGAUGAUGCGCUGGAUAUUUUGUCUGGGGACUUUAGUACCUCCUCAGAAGCACCUCCUGUCCAGGCUCCUCUAGUCUGCUCCUCAGCUCCUCCUGUACAGGCAAAAGUAGAGGACUUGUCAGCUCUUGAUGUACUCUCUAGAGAUGUUGUGGCUUCAUCUCAGGCUUCUGGAGUUCAGGCAUCUGUUCCUCCUCCAUCCAAGAAACCACCAGAGAAAGCCGUUUGUCCCCGGAACACCCAAAAGCAAACUGAAGUAAAGCCACAACAGACGAAACCUAAGAUUGAGAAGGGUGACUCCAUGAAUCUGGAUGCUCUCAGUGCUCUCGGUGAUACUCUGCCAGCAGACGUACCCAAACCUGAGUCUCCAAAACUCAGACCUGAGGAUAUUGUCUCGGAGGGCAAAGUCAAAGAGGAGAAGGGUGUGCGUGUAGGAGAGAGGGAUGAUGCACUUCCUCCAGAGUACAGAUUUAAGAGGAAGACCCAAAAAAACUGCCCUGCUUCAAAACCUGAGGUGAGACCAGGACACAUUUUUUUUCCAUCUAUCCAUCAUUAUAAAAACACUGAUAGGUGGCACUCUUUGUUCUGCAGAUAUACUUUUAAGUGUAUUUUUCAGUCAGUUUUUAUAUACACUUUUACUGGAGUAAUGUUUUGAAAGUAGUACUUUAAAAAAAAACCUAUAUAAGUACUGUGUAAGUAAGCAGUUUAAUCUUCCAAUGUUGCAGAGUACUUGGUUUCUUCUGUCAGUGCUGCUGGGGCGUUUAAUGUGACAAGUAUAAAUUCACACCUGCUUUGAGCUCGAUUCCAAUGCCGAACAGGCGUAAUUAAAUAUAUAAUGUUAUAGUGAAUCUAAUAGUUACUGUAAUGUGCAAGGAGUAAUUACGAAUGUGUAGGGCACGAUUUGUUGCUUUCUGUUUAAUCUAACCUUCAUCAAAUGAGUGUUGUUUUUUUUGUUGUUUUUUUUAAAGAAAAAUGAAAAGCACCCCAAGGAGAAGACUAUGGAUGACAAAACAGCCUUGGAAAUGUUGUCAGUGACUUCUCUGCUGCUCCCCAGCCCGCUGCACCGGUCACCUCAUCUGCAGCCACAACAAAGCUGGAAACUCCUGCGCUGGACUCGAAGCCUCUGAAGAAACACCACAGAGAGGAGCCAUCUGCCACUGAGCAAGUAGCAGCUAAGCAGAGCUCGGAUGUUGUGCCGACAUCUACAAAGAAGGGUGCCAAAAGCUAGGUCACACGGUUGUCGCUUUAAGUUGGUCCCCCGGGCCAUGUGGACGCAUCAGUGAGGGAGCUGCUCUCUGGACAAUGAAUCUAUUUUUUGUAAAUUGUUAAGAAUGUAUAUGGAUGAAAGACAAACCUAAACAUACCCAUAACACUUCCACAACGCGCACACACACACACGCGCACACACACUUUUGUGUGCUUUACAGUUCAAUGAUGAGAUGUUUUUUGGACAAAAUGAAAGAGACUUUUUAAAAACAGGAUGGGUGUAAAGGAUGGUGCGGGUGAACAGAAAGAAGCGAAUCAGUGGGAACACGUUUUUACUAAUAUUACAACACUGGCUAUCCAACAGUGGUGGUGUUGUGGCAUUAGUUGGAGCAGUGGUGACUGUCAGCUUGUGUGAGAACAGAAUGGAUUACGUGUGUUUGUGCAGUCUUGAUGUACACACACACACAAAACCCAAGUUUUUUUAUUAUGUUGUGAUCAGACACCAAUAAAUAAGACACUAGUGUACAGCUUAGUUUGCUUAUAUUUUGGACAACACAUAGUUUACAUUAUUGAAUAUGUGCAGAAUUUCUAAGAGGUGUUCUGAUGAAUUCUGCAUUGAGAGCUUUUUUGCAAAUGCGUCUUCCUUUAAGUAAAAAAAUAUGUCAAGUCGAUCUUUUUGUAUGUAUUCGGCCUUAACAAAAGAGACUGGCCUUCAAAAGUGCACUUAUUGAACCGCGGGGGUUUACAGGCUUUGUACGCCGCCAUUGUUUGUCAACUGUAAAGAGUUCUGCUCUCUGCAACACAACACUGUAAGAUUUACAAAGGGCUACUGUUUGCAACUGUAAGCCAAAUAUGAGAUCUAUAAACAGAAAUGCUGACUAAAUUUAAAACAAUAAUCCAAAAAUGAAUCUAGUAGUCUCUUCUGUUACUGUGCCUUAAAAGAGAAACAAAAGCUAACAUGAACUCCCUGAAUGUGCUGGAGAAUAACUGAAUGUUGUAGGAAAAAUGAACAAACACUGUGUUUGUAAAGGUGCAAAAGAAAUGUGUAUGUAUUAAACUGCGUGGGAAGAGAAUCUAUGAAAGCAUUUUCAUCUACUCAUAACUUGUGGUUUUUUUCGCUCUGCAUACAGUUGUAGCGGCCCACUUCCUUUAGACUCACGGGGGGCUUAAAAACAAAUGUCUUUUGCUCAAAUAUUCUACUGUUGUGCCAAGACCCUGAAUGACUGACAGGGAUACAAUGAAUGGAUUUGAUGUGUGGAAAAAAAUUUUAAAAACUAAUAAAGUCAAAUACAGUUCACUGCAGAA